UGGAGGAGGUGAAAAUGGUGGUGAGGAUCCGAUUGGCGAGGUUCGGAUGCAGGAACCGGCCGUUCUACCGGGUCAUGGCGGCCGAUAGCCGGUCGCCGAGAGACGGCAAGCACCUUGAGGUUUUGGGCUAUUACAAUCCUUUACCAGGCCAAGAUGGGGGUAAACGGAUGGGUCUGAACUUUGAUAGAGUAAAGUAUUGGCUAUCUGUUGGAGCUCAGCCUUCAGAUCCUGUGCAACGCCUUCUUUUCAGGGCAGGAUUGUUACCGCCGACGCCAAUGAUGGCAAUGGCACGUAAGGGUGGGCCACGUGACACACGGCCUGUAGAUCCUAUGAGUGGACGCAUAUUGGCUACUGAGAAGCCAGGCAGUGGUGAUCAAGCAAAAGAUGCUGAAACUGCUGAAGAAAAAGAAGCGGAAAGUGCUGAUGUUAAUGAUGGACCAGGGAGGUUGCAAGAAACAAUCUUCCAUAUCGGCUUGCAGGACAAGCAGCAUGGUAUCGAUCGGUUCUGAAUUGUUCUUAUUAUUGGAAAAGAGAGCAGCUUGUGAAGAGAUUAUGUACUUAAUGUAGGGCUAAACACUGAGAAAUGAGAUCCAGCUACUAUAUAACAUAUUUUCCAGAAAAUUAUUGUAUGGGAUGGAUU
Molecule: messenger RNA, 640 nt
Organism: Argentina anserina (silverweed cinquefoil)
Lineage: Eukaryota; Viridiplantae; Streptophyta; Magnoliopsida; Rosales; Rosaceae
Product: 30S ribosomal protein S16-2, chloroplastic/mitochondrial
Exons: 4
Coding region: 15-509 (164 amino acids)
Biological process (GO): mitochondrial translation
Cellular component (GO): small ribosomal subunit; ribosome
Molecular function (GO): structural constituent of ribosome
Source: RefSeq, a predicted model, not a curated record